AUGAUAAGAUGUAGGGGUAGGAUGAGGAUUAUGAUGACUGCUACGUGUAUAAACGGGUAUGCUUACAGAUGUUCUUUGAUGCAUGCAGAUCCAAAGCAGGUCUUAAGAAGGAGUCUUAAAAAAAAAUCUAUAGUUUCAUCUUAA
Vairimorpha ceranae is the source of this 144-nucleotide messenger RNA. RefSeq lists its product as hypothetical. The record is from RefSeq and is a predicted model, not a curated record. Lineage: Eukaryota; Fungi; Microsporidia; Nosematidae. The coding region runs from base 1 to 144 and encodes 47 amino acids. The transcript has a single exon.